AAGCAAAUGUAUAAACUUCUUGAUUUGAAUAAACAUACAGUUAUACAAAUUAAUUAAAAUAGCAAUGAUUUAUGCUAUUUCAAACGAAAUAAUUAAACUUGGAUUCACCAAAUUGUUACACUGGACAUUCUGUCAAUGGAAUAACCUACGGAGUGCAAUAAUAAAAUACUGUCAGUGAGCAGCACGAUUGUAGCAACAAAUAGUAGUGAGCAGAUUUGGACAAUGGACGCCAUGUUCAUGUUUUUACUUUCCUUAGAGGAAUAAUAAUGGAUUUUUAGCAAUAGAAAUGUUUCGACAAUGACCGUUAUAUUUUGUCUACAAUGCAUCUUCUUUGAACGCUGAAAAGAAUAACUGGGACAAUAAUCAAACGGUCAAAUAAAAUAAAAUAUUUAGUAUCUUUACAGUACCCGAACAAUGUCAUUAAUUUAUAAUGAACUUUUGCAAGGGCUUUAAACAAUGAGUUAUUUAGAGAACCUGAAAAGUACUUCCUCACAGCAAUGCUUACACAACCGCUUUACUACUGAGAGAGAUAUUCUAGUUCAACAGCGAAAUGGUAUUUCUAAACUGUUAAAUCAAAAGCAAAAAGUCAACGGCCAAAUGAAAUGCAACUAUUUAAAAGACACAAACACAUCUGCAUACCAGACAACCGAAGAAGGGGGCUGGUGCCCGAUAGCCACAAAGACAAAACAUUUAGGAUUUGAUAGAAGUCUUGCUACAACUUUGGCACACUUUUUUAAAGGAAAAACUGUAGGAAGUUUUGGAGAUGGUCCUGGGGCAUACAAAAUGGCAAUACUGACUACAGGAUUGGUAAAAGAGUAUGACGCGUACGACGGAGCACCGUUUUGUGAAGAUACAAGUAAUGGCUCUGUUCUUUUUCUUGAUCUAUCCAUACCACAGUACGGGCUUCCUGUUUAUGACUGGAUUCUGUGUCUCGAAGUUGCUGAACAUAUACCAGGAGAAUUUGAAGCUAUAAUGAUAGAUAAUAUCAAUCGACAUGCUCGUGAAGGAGUAAUUUUAAGUUGGGCUACACCUGGGCAGGGAGGUUAUUCACACGUCAAUAAUCGAUCUCCAGAAUAUGUAAUUGCUGAAAUGGAAAAAAUAGGAUUUCACUAUGAUGCACAAGAAACAGAAAACAUCAGAAAAGGUGCAAAGCAUAGAAAUCUUAAGCGAAAUAUUAACGUUUUUCUACGAACUGUGCUCAAUAACUUGGCAGUUAAUGCUUGAUGUAAUUGUUUAGAUAAAAAGGCAAUAUAUUCCGUUAGGUUUAAAAUGUAUUUGGAGUAGUUUUAACAAACGUAUACUUUCAUUAUCAAUAUCAGUGGUUUUUGUUCAAAUGCCAGUUUUAAUUUUUCAAACGUAUAGAAAUAUUUACAAUACUUGAUAAAGGACGUCUGGUACAUCUAAUAAUGUUUCCGUGCAAACUCUGAGUCAGUAUUACAAAAAAAUUCUCUGCGAGUAUAAAAAAUGCGUUUUUGUGCAUUCAUGGAUGUUUAUGUGUACAUGUGCUCAUACUGUGUAUAUGCAUAAAUUUACCUGUUCGCAGCUCAUAUACUUUUACCUGUUUCUGGCACAAAUAUACAUGGCACAGUACUUUAACCGUUCCAUGAACGUGCAAAAGUGUUUCUGUCGCACAUUUACCCGGCAAGGUGCGUCUGUAAACUAUUUAGUGAUCUUGACGCACAAAUACAGGGAAAUUACUGCACAAAUAUGGGAAACUGCUUUUUUCUCAAACAAUUCUCGACAAAUAGGUUUAGCAGCACAUAUACAGCAAAUUGCUUCUGCAGCAGAUACGCGGAGAAAUUUUUCUGCUGCACAUGUUCGACAAAGUGAUGGUACUUCACGAAAACCAAAUAGUGCUUUUGACGCAUAUCUACAUGACAUUAAUGUUUGUUUCACAUUACCGACGACGUGUUUCGGUCGUACAAAUAUAAAACAGGGCUUCUGCACUCAUUAACAGUGUAAAGUGCUUUGCCAUAAAUAUACAUGCAAAAGUGCUUUAGUUAUACAUUUAUGGAGUAAAAUAUUUCUACCACAAUGGUGCGGGGUGCGUGACUAAGAGCUUCUAUCACACUUAUACGUGGAAAAGUGCUUUUGCCACACAGUCACACGGGGCAAGUAGCUUCUGUAACGCAAAUACGUUGCAAAGUACUUCCGCCAGCCAAAUAACUGGCCAAGUGCUUUUGACACACAUAUAGUGGGCACAGUGCUUUUGACAUACAUGUACAGAGCAAAGGUCUUUUUCACAUAUGUUCUAUGCAAUGUGCCAAGCAACAUAUAUAGUGUGCAACGUAAUUCGUCCAUGCAUAUACGGGGAAUAAUGUUUCUGUCACACAUAUAGGGGGCAAUUAACUUUUGUAGCACAUACAAAGCACGUGCUUCUGUCGCUUAUAAAAGGGACUAAGUGCGUAUCUGCCAAAUGAUUCUUAACCAACAAUACGGGCACACAGACACCGUGCAAAGUGCUUUUGCCUCGCAUUAAAGUGCUUCUUCUGCUCCUAUAUAGAAAACGUUUCUGCAACACAUAUAUAGAGCAAUGUGCCCCUACCCAAAGUAUGUAAUCUUAUUUUCUCGCUAAAUACGGUCAAGUGCUUGCCGCAUAAAAGCUGACAAACGUGCUUCUGUCGCACAUAUACAGUGAAACUUGUGAUAAAUAUCCGCGCAAUCUCGUUGUAAACAAAAGUGACACGCGUUUGAAAAGCUUCCUGUUUCAAUAACGGCUUUUUUGUGAUCGUCUAAUCAAAUAUAUAAAAAUGAGAAGCAUGAUCGUGUAUCGUUCAUCCAACAAAAACCUCGGUUGGUAUUUCCCAAUAAGUGAAUUAACUACCGUUCAUUUUAGUGAUUUAUUUGAUUAUUUUCUAAUCAAACAAUUAGAUCAGACACUAAAUGAUAAAUGCUAGUUCAUGCUUUCGAUAAUUAAAGGAACACACCAGCCACUGCUAAAUGAAAGCCGUAGUCCUGUUAGCAGGGCAGUCUAGCACCAGGGCUGAUGAAAGAGCACCCCGUAAGCGAUAUGACAUCAUACAACAUAUGCAACUGUUAUUAGUAACCAUAGUUCACAGGAAACAAGACAUAGGUGGAAAAACAACAUACAUUGGACGCAAGUUUGCGCAAAAGUUUAACAAUAAUCGCAACCAAGAAAAACCACAAACCAUCAAAGAAAUCUAGGAAUAUUCCUUAUCAUGGCUUUAACAAUAAAAGGCAGAAUGUACAAAGGAAAAUGGUCGAAACACAAAGUUCAACAAGGUUUGAAAGUCGUUAUACUCAUUGCCAAAAAGAAGAAACAAGCAAUAGGAUUUUUUUUCACAGGCCGACCUACCAGGAAAGAAUAGAAUGAUUGUCAGUGAAGAACCAAAAGGCCGUUGAUAUUCGGGUAAUUAAUAUAUUAUUAUUAAGAAAUUGAAUAAGGAUAUGUUUAUAAACUUUUAAUGGAAGGUUUGAAAUUCACAUCGACACCAGAGAAACAAAGUUGUAAGAAUCAGAAACACACAUUCAGGAAUUUACUAGAAGUUUACGUUUAAAAGCUGUUUUGAAGGCCGGAGGAAUGAUAAUAUAUUAAUUGGAGAAAAAAAACAAAUGCAAAUUAUUAAUGUACACCAGAAAUGAUGUAUCUCUAGAUCAAUUUUUAGAAAGUCUUGAUCAUUUUCAGAGGUCUUGUAAUUAACAAAAUCUAAUAUAUCAAAACUUGAGAGAAAUUCUCUUAAAAAUUAAAUUCAUUAUGAAACCAUGAUACCAAAGGAGGCUGAUCAAGGAUGUGCUUCUAUAACAAUGGAGAUUU
Mercenaria mercenaria is the source of this 3775-nucleotide messenger RNA. RefSeq lists its product as uncharacterized. Bases 457 to 1224 code for a protein of 255 amino acids. The transcript is spliced from 4 exons. The record is from RefSeq and is a predicted model, not a curated record. NCBI's taxonomy places the organism in Eukaryota, Metazoa, Mollusca, Bivalvia, Venerida, Veneridae.